Molecule: messenger RNA, 4273 nt
Organism: Eubalaena glacialis (North Atlantic right whale)
Lineage: Eukaryota; Metazoa; Chordata; Mammalia; Artiodactyla; Balaenidae
Gene: PCYOX1
Product: prenylcysteine oxidase 1
Exons: 6
Coding region: 65-1591 (508 amino acids)
Biological process (GO): prenylated protein catabolic process; prenylcysteine catabolic process
Molecular function (GO): prenylcysteine oxidase activity
Source: RefSeq, a predicted model, not a curated record
AGCGCAGACUCAAAUGCGGGCGGACAGCUGGGCUUUCUAGUUCGACCGCAGCGCCCCGAGAGCCAUGGAACGCACCGCUGGACAGCUCGCCUGCUUGACCGUGGGGCUGUGGCUGGGGUUGUUGCUGCUGUGCAGCUGGGGGUUCCCCGGGAGCGCCGAGCCACGGGCCCCGCCGGAGAAUAUCGCGAUUAUUGGAGCUGGCAUUGGUGGCACUUCAGCAGCCUAUUAUCUGCGGCAGAAAUUUGGGAACGAUGUGAAGAUUGACGUGUUUGAAAAAGGAGAGGUGGGGGGCCGUCUGGCCACCGUGACUAUGCAGGGGCAAGAAUAUGAGUCAGGAGGUUCUGUCAUCCAUCCUUUAAAUCUGCACAUGAAGCGUUUUGUCAAGGACCUGGGUCUCUCUGCUGUUCAGAGCCCUAGUGGCCUAGUGGGGGUGUAUAACGGAGAGACUCUGGUAUAUGAGGAGAACAGCUGGUUUAUAAUAAACAUGAUUAAACUAAUUUGGCACUAUGGAUUUCAGUCCCUCCGAAUGCACAUGUGGGUAGAGGAUAUAUUAGACAAGUUUAUGAGGAUCUACCGCUACCAAUCUCAUGACUAUGCCUUCAGUAGCGUAGAAAAGUUACUACAUUCCCUAGGAGGGGACGACUACCUUGGAUUAUUUAACCGAUCACUUCUUGAAACCUUGCAGAAAGCAGGCUUUUCUGAGAAGUUCCUCGAUGAAAUUAUUACUCCUGUCAUGAGGAUCAAUUAUGGCCAAAACAUGAACAUCAAUGGCUUUGUAGGAGCAGUGUCAAUGUCCUGUACUGAUCCUGGCCUUUGGGCAGUAAAAGGUGGCAAUAAACUUGUUUGCUCACGGCUCCUUCAGGCUUCCAAAAGCAAUCUUAUAUCUGGCUCAGUAAUGUCCAUAGAGGAGAAAACAAGGACCAAGCAGACAGGAAAUCCCACAAAGGUGUAUGAAGCGGUCUACCAAACUGGAUCUGAGACCCAUUCAGAUUUCUAUGACAUCGUCCUGGUGGCCACUCCAUUGAAUCGAAAAAUGUCCAAUAUAACUUUUCUCAACUUUGAUCCUCCAAUUGAGGAAUUCCAUCAAUACUACGAACCUUUAGUGACAACUUUAAUUAAGGGGCAGUUGAAUUCAACUGUCUUUACCUCUAGAGCCUUAGAUGAGUUUGAUCUCGGUACAAUCUUAACCACUGAUAAUCCAGAUUUGUUCAUUAACAGCAUUGGGUUUGUGUCUUCUGUAGAAGAAAAUAAUAAUCCUCAACCAAAAGCGGAUAGGGCACACGUUUGGAAGAUCUUUUCCGCAGGACCUCUUACUAAAGAACAAAUUUUAAAGCUCUUUGUGUCCUAUGAUUAUGCUGUGAAGCGGUCAUGGCUUGCAUACCCUCAUUAUACGCCUCCAGAGAAAUGCCCUUCCAUCAUACUCCACGAUCGACUUUAUUACCUCAACGGCAUGGAGGUUGCAGCAAGUGCCAUGGAAAUGAGUGCUGUUGCAGGCUACAAUGCUGCUCUCCUCGCCUAUCACCGCUGGAACGGGCACACACACAUGAUUGACCAGGAGGAGUUAUAUGAGAAACUUAAAACUGAACUAUGAAAUACCACUAUUUCUUUUUUUCCCCUCCUGGUUCCAAAUGGAAUUAUCACUGGCAAAAAAGAACACAGUCUGAGCAGAGAUGAUUUUGAAUCAGAUAUUUUGCCGUUAUCAUUGUUUAACAAAAAUAAUCCCGGUGAAUCAUGAGAAAUACAAGGUUCUAAUUAAGCAUGAAGGCAUAACUAUUGCAUCUCCAAAAUUUCUUUAUUCUUUCUUUAAUAUCCAUCAGCAGUGUUUCCCAAACUUCUCUGAUCGUAAGAAUCAUCUGGAGUUUGUUAAACGUACGGAUUCUCUAGCUCCUCUGGAGAUUCUGAUUUAAUAGGUCUGGGGUGGGGCCCUGAACCAAACCUUAAAGCAUUUUAAGCUGAGCACUUGAGGAAGACUUAUCUUUUAGUUCGGGACUAGUUCAUUUGUGCUUCGCAGCUGGAUGUGAUCUUCAGUCAGAUACAACUACUGUGGGAGCUGGUAUCUUAUGCCUGGCUUUAGUAAUUUAUAUUUUUCAAAGUACAUAUGCCCAUGCUUGAAGCCUUGACUUUCAGAAUGUUCUUUUCAUUGCUUCUGUCUCUAUUUUAUUGGGGGUGAAAUUCAGAAGUCUUAGUUUAGUAUAAAUUUAAGAUGUCAUACAAAAAUAUUAAGUAAAAUGAAAAGUACAGGCUAUUGAUUUAAGAAAUUGGCCUUCUAUUAUCAAACCCUCACCUGAGGAGCUUUUAAAAAUAGUGAUAGAGCUCCACAGCAGAGAUUCUGAUUUAGUUGAUGGAGGAUAGGACGUCAGCUUUUUGUAGCUUUUGAAAGUUCCUAACUUGCAUCCUGGGUUGAGAUUCACUGAUGGUGGCGGUUUAUGAUGUUUCCCAAGGGUUUUUAGUGCCUUAAAAGUCCCAAGAAACCCAAUCCAUUAUCAAAGCGGGUCCAUGUUGCAAAGAAUGAUUUCUCUCAGUGAGAACUCUAGUAAUCUUGAUAGUAAGAUGCAUUGACAGUCUCACAGCAGAGGCGACUUAGAUUACUCCAGAGCAGUUGGCACUAGAGUAGGAUAUUCAGCAAGACACCUUCCUUGAUCAGAUCCAGUGUAUGUUCAAACUGUUAAAUGCUUCUAAAGGUACUGUAGCAUUUUGGUUGAGAAAUUGGUUGCUGAAAUCUUUUGGGGCCCUGGUUCUGAGCCUCAGCUGUACAUUGGAAUCACCUGUAGGAGUGCUUCCUGAAUUAUUCUAAUAUGUAGCCAAACUUGAGAACCAGUUCUCCAUCUGUACAAAGAUCAUGAGUGACUGUCCUUUUAGUCACUGGAAGGACAGGACAAGUAAAAGCUUGUGAAUUCUAAAAGUAACUGCAACCAAGUUAACAUGUAUUGUUUAAAAAAAAAAAAGUCCUCCAGAUUAUAGCAAAAAAGAGAACAUUGAUUCUUAAAACAAUUUCUUCUCUAUUACAAUUGUGAAUAUUAAUAUGCUGAUAAAACUGCCAAGAUAUAUUUGAUGUAGAGGCAGGAAUUAAAUUUAUAGUUUGUCAAAGGGUCAGCUUUUUACUAUUUUUAUUCUUAAGUAUGUUGAGACAUUCAUAUUUUUUCCUUUUGUGGUUUAAUGAAGACAGUUAUGUAGAGAGUGUAAUACUAUUAUGUAUAUGCUAAAAGUGGGUGAAUACUAAUGAGGUAAUUUAAUUUCUAUCACUUAUAGACUUGUUUUGCGAUUGGAUAUAUUUUUACUUAGAACACCAAUUUAAAAGGUUGCUGUUAUAUGAAACCCAACUCUGUUUUCCAACAAGGCAUCUGAAGUUGUUUCCUCAAAGAGCAAAACAGGUUAUCCGUAUAUCAAGCAUAUUAGUAUUAAUGCAAUUAACAGUAUUAAAAAAACUUUUGUUUUUUUAAUUGGAAGAAAAAUCCUAUCAGGGCCCAUUAUUCCAGGAGGCCGCUCAAAUCAUCUUUUUACAGAAGAGACUGGUAAAAAUUAUGCAGGGGCUGAAUGAAGGCCAAGUUCUGCUCCAGUGGUUUUCCAACUUGAGUGUGCAUCGGAAUCAACUGGAAGCCUUGUUAAAACAUUGCUGAGCCUCACCCCCAGAAUUUGUUUCAGUAGGUCUGGAGUGGCAUAUGAAAGACUGCAUUUCUGUUAUGUUCCUAGGUGAUGCUACUGGUCUAGGAACCACACUUAGAAAACCAGUUCAACAAUUCAGCUCUACGUGGCUGCAAAAAACACAAGCUUGUCGACAUUCGUCAAGAAUUAAAAAGAGGAGAAUGGAAAAAUAAAAAUGUAUUGGCCUUCGUUAGUUUGAUCCCUCUCGCUAUUCUUUUGCUGUAAACAUUUCCUAUAAAUAGGAAAUACCACUUUACAUACACAUAAGCCACCCAUUUUAUUAUACUUUACAAGUACCUCACAUACUGUGUGUACACCCCACUCUCCAGUUUUAAAGCGAUUCAUGAUUUGUAGGCUUUUUACCAGAUCACAAAAAUAAGCUUAAGCAUUUGCUUGAUAGGUUUCUUAAAGUUAGGUUUAUGAUACAACCAUCUGUAAAAUAGCUCUCAUUUGAGUUUGUGAACCAUAAAAUUUAUGAACUAGGUGAAUAUAUCACGGGCAGCGUUAUCACUAUCUUCUACUCCACAAAGAACCACAAUGCACUGGAAUGUUUUUCUCUGGAAUUGUAUUUCUACUCCUGUAUUCAAAAAAAUUUCCCACGUAUGUUCAAAAUAAAACCAUGAUAUCAUGA